Molecule: messenger RNA, 1020 nt
Organism: Gregarina niphandrodes
Lineage: Eukaryota; Apicomplexa; Conoidasida; Eugregarinorida; Gregarinidae
Product: UDP-glucose 4-epimerase
Exons: 2
Coding region: 1-1020 (339 amino acids)
Biological process (GO): beta-D-galactose catabolic process via UDP-galactose, Leloir pathway
Cellular component (GO): cytosol
Molecular function (GO): UDP-glucose 4-epimerase activity
Source: RefSeq, a predicted model, not a curated record
AUGGUUCACACAAUUCUUCUUACUGGUGGUGCUGGGUUUAUUGGCAGUCAUACUGCCAUUCAAUUGGCGAACACGGGUCGUUACAAGGUGGUGAUAGUGGACAACUUUGCGAAUUCGUGCAUGGCUGCGGUGGAUGCGGUGAGAAAGUUGUGUCCGGAAAGUUCUGUAGAAUUUCAUAACAUAGACAUUUCGACUGAUGUGGAGAAGUUGAAGGCUUUAAAGUUUGAGGGUGUGGUUCACUUUGCUGCAUUGAAGGCGGUAGGUGAAAGUGUAGCUCAGCCGUUGAUGUAUUACCGGAACAACAUUAAUUGUAUGAUCAAUGUGAUUGAGGCUGCGAAGCAUGUGGGCGCCAAGUACUUUGUAUUCUCAUCGUCUGCAACAGUAUACCAGCCGGCGGAGGGUUUGUUGACCGAGCAGCAUCCCCUUGGUCCCUCGAACCCGUACGGUCAGACCAAGUUUAUGGGUGAGCAGAUCCUGAAGGAUUUGUGGGUCUCUGACCACGAUUGGAAGAUCAUUUCAUUGAGAUACUUUAACCCGAUCGGAGCUCAUGAAUCGGGCACUAUCGGCGAAGAUGCAUCCAAAGCAUCAAAUCUCAUGCCUUGUAUACAUCGUGCUCUCUUCAUGAACCAACGACUCCAAGUCUUCGGAGAUGACUGGCCCACUGUUGAUGGCACUGGAGUACGCGACUAUGUCCACGUAGUAGAUCUUGCCGACGGACAUGUGGCCGCGUUAGACGGACUAUUCGGCUACAAGGAAGGCCGAUACAACGUCUAUAACCUAGGCACCGGCCGCGGAGCCAGCGUUAAAGAACUCAUGAACGCAUUUGAGAAAGCUUCAGGCCAGAAAAUCGACCACUUCAUCGGACCACGCAGACCAGGUGACCUCGCCACUGUUAUCGCCGACCCAUCAAAGGCCGAAAAGGAACUCGGCUUCAAGACCAAGCGAACAAUCGAACAAGCAUGCGCAGACUCCUGGAAAUGGAUGUCGGCCUACCCCCAUGGCUUCGAUGUCAAAAAGUAA